GUCCGAAAGAUACUCCCACGAAGAUCUGGGCCGAAGCAAGUUUUUUUUUUCUUCUCGUUGUUGUUGGGGGGAGCCAGAGAAAAAACACGUAGACACUUUGGUAUGUUUGUAAACGGACUCAAAAGUUCUUUUUGUUGAAAAAGUAAGACGACAUUACUGUGAUGUAUGCGGAUGUGAAUAACUGGUCAACAACGCUGGUCAACCCAAACGGGACAGAAGAGGAGCGCUGAGGGGAAUCCGAGUUUACCGGCGUUAGUUUGAGAAGGAAGGGAGGAACGUUUUGCAACAAAAAAAAAAAAGACCAAGCGCUUCUGUCAACUUUUAAGGACCUCUCUUUGAAGGAACGUCUGUAAACUAUGGCGAAAAAGUAUGAUUUUUUGUUCAAGUUGCUGCUCAUCGGGGACAGUGGAGUCGGUAAAACUUGUCUGAUCAUUCGCUUUGCUGAGGACAAUUUCAACUCCACCUACAUCUCAACUAUCGGCAUCGACUUUAAAGUUAAAACCAUUGAAGUUGACGGGAAGAAAGUGAAACUGCAAGUAUGGGACACAGCGGGCCAAGAGAGGUUUAAGACCAUCACCACGGCCUACUACAGAGGAGCCAUGGGCAUCAUCUUGGUGUACGACAUCACAGACGAGAAGUCCUUCGAAAACAUCCAGAACUGGAUGAAGAGCAUCAAAGAAAAUGCAUCAGCGGGGGUGAGCCGAAUGUUGCUCGGAAAUAAGUGCGACAUUGAGGCAAAGCGGAAGGUUACCAAGGAAACAGGCGAAAAGCUGGCUAAAGAUCACGGUAUCAGGUUCUUUGAAACCAGCGCCAAGUCCAGUAUUAACGUCGAGGAGUCCUUUCUGUCAUUGGCAAGAGACAUACUUCACAAAUCCAGCAAAAAAACCGGUCCCACAGGCCGAGAGGUGAAGAUCACCAGCAGCACACAGAAAAAAACGUCCAAAUGUGCUCUUCUCUAGAUAUUGGCGCACGCACACACACACACACACACACAGUUGCCCUUCAACUUAUUAAAAAAAAAAAAAAACACAUCAGUAUGAACCAGACACAGGAAAGUCUCACGUCUCCAUCUGGUGGCUCACAUGUCCACUAUGUACACAGCACAGUUCUUGUUCUUUGCACAGUCUCCCCGCAACCGCUUUGCAUUCCAUUUUUGAAAAGGGCUCAUCAUACAGUCAGCGAGAAAUCAUUUCUUUGGCUUUUUAAGAAUCAUUUUUUUGGGAUUCAUUUCUCCCAUUCCUACUCGUGGCGUGUGCAAUAUGUGUGACCACCCUAAUCACCGAAUCCUAAAACGGAGGACAAGUGAGCAUUUGUGAGGUGCGAUUGUGUCGAUCUUACCACAGACUGAAUCGGCUUCCAAUGUAGUCUUCAACAUGUUCAACUAUAACUGUUACCUUUGAUAUUUCAUAUUAGAAUCAAGCAGAAGUAACACACCGAGGAAACUAAAUACACGAUGUGAAAAGUAAACGU
Molecule: messenger RNA, 1470 nt
Organism: Hippocampus comes (tiger tail seahorse)
Lineage: Eukaryota; Metazoa; Chordata; Actinopteri; Syngnathiformes; Syngnathidae
Gene: rab13
Product: RAB13, member RAS oncogene family
Exons: 8
Coding region: 357-959 (200 amino acids)
Molecular function (GO): GTPase activity; GTP binding
Source: RefSeq, a predicted model, not a curated record